AUGCUUGUGAUACUGCAUCGCAUCUUAGCACACUUGAGAAGGUCGUUGAUGGCUAUUGGAGGAGAAGAGGCGAAUUGGAGUGUGUACGAGUUGGAGCAAACGCGUGACCCCGUGCAGGCGUUAUGCGAGGACUACGCAGUAGCGUUUGUGGACUGGACGAGAGAAAAGGAGGCCGUGCAUAGCCAGCUCUUCCCCACGCGCUACUCACUACAUCCUCAGUAUCAGCAAGUGCGCAAGGCAUAG
Messenger RNA from Eimeria maxima, 243 nucleotides. RefSeq lists its product as hypothetical. Lineage: Eukaryota; Apicomplexa; Conoidasida; Eucoccidiorida; Eimeriidae. Bases 1 to 243 code for a protein of 80 amino acids. The transcript is spliced from 4 exons. The record is from RefSeq and is a predicted model, not a curated record.